CGCGACCACCGAGAGAGAGAGAGAGAGAGAACCCCAAUCCUUUUUAAAAUUCAAUCGCAUCGCCCACAGUUUCUCACACCACUACGAACCUAAAGAGUCAUCAGAAACCAGAGAUAGAGAGAGAGAGAGAUGCAAUCGCUGCAGGAGAAGGCAUCGGUGUUGAGCGGCGUCGAUCAGGCUGAGGCUUUCGCCAUCGACGAAUCCAAUCUGUUCGAAAAGCUCGGUCUUCAAACCUUCAUCAAUCUCUCCACCAAUUUCUACACCAGGGUAUACGAUGACGAAGAAGAAUGGUUUCGAUCAAUAUUUUCUGACUCAAACAAAGAUGAUGCCAUCCAGAACCAGUAUGAGUUCUUCGUCCAGCGUAUGGGAGGCCCUCCUUUGUACUCUCAAAGGAAAGGUCAUCCUGCUUUGAUCGGACGUCACCGUCCAUUUCCAGUGACCCAUCAAGCUGCAGAGAGAUGGCUACAACACAUGCAAAACGCUCUGGACGAUUCGCCUGACAUUGACCAGGACUCAAAAAUCAAAAUGAUGAAGUUCUUCAGGCACACUGCGUUCUUCCUUGUGGCUGGAAACGAUCUGAAGAAUCAGGAUGAGAAACCGAAGCAUAAGCACCAAUGUGCGUGUAAACACGCCGCGGCAAAACCAGCAGAAGAAUAAUUAACAGCAGAUUCUUGUUUUACAGUACGUUUUAUUCAAUAGCACAGAAGAGAUUCAACAAAAUAUUGGUAUCUCCUGGAAAGCUAUGUAAGAGAAUAGAACUGGUUUUGGCUCUCUCUUUGCAAAUUUGCAAUGGCACUUCUUCAUUAGAUGAUCUAUAAUAAAAGGGGAUUUUGAAGUCAA
Capsella rubella is the source of this 840-nucleotide messenger RNA. RefSeq names its product two-on-two hemoglobin-3. The coding region runs from base 130 to 657 and encodes 175 amino acids. Gene Ontology annotation, molecular function: heme binding; oxygen binding; oxygen carrier activity. The transcript is spliced from 4 exons. Gene Ontology annotation, biological process: oxygen transport. The record is from RefSeq and is a predicted model, not a curated record. NCBI's taxonomy places the organism in Eukaryota, Viridiplantae, Streptophyta, Magnoliopsida, Brassicales, Brassicaceae.